AUGCUAUGGUGUACACAUAAAGUCUGUGAUCUCAACGAAGCAAACAAAGUCAAGAUAAAGGAUAUUUCUGGUAUCUACAUCCAUAAAGUUCAAUAUCCUACACGAGGAAAGUCUAGGUCACAAUAUGACAAUUCAACAACGGACGGUUUUCUUGAAAACCAAACUGAACGCCCAUAUAUCAUACAUAAAAAGCUAAAGUACAUCUGGAACUUUGAGUCUGAAAAUUUCGAGCUACUACAAAACUGGGAUGAGCGUCCUUACGAUGAAGUAUUAAAUGCACCCACCUUAACUACGGAUCUAAUUGAAACUCGUCGAAACUUGUAUGGAAUUAAUAAGAUAGAUGUCAGUCUUACACCCAUAAUGAGGCUUGUUUUGAAUGGAUGUCUCACUCCGUUUCACUGCUUUCAAGUGUUUAGCUGUGUAAUAUGGUUUUGUGUCCAGUACGAAAUAUAUGCAACGUGUAUUGCUGUGUUCUCUGUAACAUCACUUAUUUUUCAGGUUUACGAGCUUCGUAAGAAUGAACGAGCUUUAAAGAAAACUGUAUGCAUUUCGUCUAAAGUUACUGUAUGCAGACGUCGUGAUGGGGAAGAUGAUUUAAAUACAUCUUUAAUGUACUUGUAA
Molecule: messenger RNA, 621 nt
Organism: Schistosoma intercalatum
Lineage: Eukaryota; Metazoa; Platyhelminthes; Trematoda; Strigeidida; Schistosomatidae
Source: the annotation of a GenBank genome assembly